Messenger RNA from Frieseomelitta varia, 1457 nucleotides. RefSeq names its product troponin T (gene TpnT). NCBI's taxonomy places the organism in Eukaryota, Metazoa, Arthropoda, Insecta, Hymenoptera, Apidae. Gene Ontology annotation, biological process: regulation of muscle contraction; sarcomere organization; muscle contraction. Gene Ontology annotation, molecular function: tropomyosin binding. Gene Ontology annotation, cellular component: troponin complex. The record is from RefSeq and is a predicted model, not a curated record.
ACGUUUGGAAGAAUCGGAAAAGAAACGUCAGGCUAUGAUGCAGGCGAUGAAAGAUCAAGCGAACAAGAAGGGCCCCAACUUUACGAUCACUAGGAAAGAUCUAGCAGGUAACCUUACGUCGGCGCAACUGGAGCGCAACAAGACGAAAGAACAGCUCGAGGAGGAGAAGAAAAUCUCGUUGAGCAUUCGCAUUAAACCUUUGGAAAUCGAUGGUUUCUCCAUUGAGAAGCUUCGAUCCAAAGCUAAUGAACUCUGGGACACCAUUGUCAAGCUGGAAACCGAGAAAUACGAUCUUGAAGAGCGACAGAAACGUCAGGACUACGACCUUAAAGAAUUAAAGGAACGUCAAAAGCAACAAUUGAGGCACAAAGCUUUGAAGAAAGGUCUUGAUCCCGAAGCCCUUACCGGCAAAUACCCACCCAAGAUCCAAGUCGCCUCCAAAUAUGAACGUCGAGUGGAUACCAGGUCUUAUGACGAUAAGAAGAAGCUCUUCGAAGGCGGCUAUGACACGCUUCUAGCGGAGUACAACGAGAAACUAUGGAAACAGAAAACAGAACAGUUCAUGAAGCGUACCAAAACGAAGUUGCCGAAAUGGUUCGGCGAGAGGCCAGGCAAGAAACCGGGAGACCCCGAAUCACCGGAAGGCGAGGAAGACGUGAAGGCUGCGGCUGAGGACGAGGAGCUCGAGGAGCCACAAUUCGAGGAAGAAGAGGAAGAAGAGGAGGAGGAAGAGGAGGAAGAAGAGGGGGGAAAGAAGGAGGGCGGCGGUGACGCCGAAGAAGAGGAGGAGGAAGAGGAAGAAGAAGAAGAGGAAGAGGAAGAGGAAGAAGAGGAAGAGGAGGAGGAGGAGGAAGAGGAAGAAUAGACGCCUCUUUCGAAAGAUCAGCAACAUUUAAUCAAAGAUUCAGUCGAUCGAUCACCAAGAAAUGUCGAAACAUCCUACGAACCAUUGAAUACAUAGUCGUGGCUACAGUUAGAGACAACAAUGGCGAAUCAUUUCCCCAGAAUCUCGUUGUUAUAGGUAGUUUCCCCCUUCGAGCCUCUAUUGCGACAUCGGAGUGAUCGUGGUAAUACGAUACAAGAGAGAAAAAACGAACGACCUACACGUUAUACCUUUCCGCGAUGAGCCUAACCUAUAAUGGCGAGAAUUCUGGCGAGAUAAAACGCGCCGUUACUACCUCUUGGCUGUUCUACCACUACUACUUCUAUUACUAUUAUUCUACUACUUUUAUUGCUACUACAAUUAUUAUUAUUAUAUUGUACAAAAAGAAAAUACACGCACACACAUUAUUGAAAUAAAAAAAAAAGGAAGAGGUUUAUCGUGUAAGAUUUCCGCAGAGGAAACUUCCCCAGCCCCUCAGGAGAAGACCUUGAUUUGUUACGCACACCAAUACUUGUAAUCACGAUUGUAAAUUAAGAGGCCUAUGGAAGAAACUGUUCCGAAUUCAAGACUUCAA